Molecule: messenger RNA, 941 nt
Organism: Tilletiopsis washingtonensis
Lineage: Eukaryota; Fungi; Basidiomycota; Exobasidiomycetes; Entylomatales
Product: UBC-like protein
Exons: 5
Coding region: 5-748 (247 amino acids)
Source: RefSeq, a predicted model, not a curated record
CAAGAUGACGCUCCCGCCGGCCAUCAUGCGGCGCCUCACGCGCGAGCUGGCACGCCUGCACGCCAACCCGCCCGAGGACUACCGCGUCGUGCUGAACGAGGAGGACAUUCUCGACGUCGCCGUGUGGAUUCGCGGGCCAGAGGGCACGCCGUUCGAGGGCGGCUAUUUCAAGCUCACCAUCGACUUCCUGGCCGGCGACUAUCCCAACUCGCCGCCGCACUGCCUGCUGCGGACAAAGAUCUUUCAUCCAAACGUCUCCACAAAGGGCGACAUCUGCGUGUCGACGCUGAAGAAGGGCUGGGAUGCGCAGACGGGCGUCGACUUUCUCGUCCGCACCAUCAUCUCGCUGCUGCUGGACCCGAACCCGGACUCGGUGCUGGACCAGGCAGAGGCGGGCCGCUUGAUGCAUGAUUCGUACGAAGACUUCCACAAGACAGCUCGCAUUUGGACGAGCGUGCACGCCUCGACGCGCCCGGACUGCUUCGGGCCGGCGAGCCCUGCUUCUGCCAGCAAGAUGGCGAGCCAUGAUGCGGCACCGCUUGCGAGCACGCAGACUGUGGCUCCGCAGACCAGCAGCAACGCCGGAACUGGUCCGGCCACGCUGUGCCCUCCUGCGGCAGCUGCCCUUCCUUCUCUUCCGCAGGGCAGCAUUGCCGGUCUUCCAUCUUCAUGCGCUCCGCUGAGCCUAGGUGGAGGCGGCGUCCUCAAGAAGACGAGCGUGCCGAAGCGAGGCUUGCGGCGCCUCUGAUCACGUCACUGGGCCAUGCCUUAGCAGCCUGCUCCGCUCUCUUCCGCCGACACGACAAAAAGUGCUCUUCAUCACGUCCGACUGACCUGUGACGCCGGCCUGACCUUCAUCGAUACCACCCAAUGACUCCUCACACAUGUAUUCCCCUCGCGUCACACCCUGCUCCCAUCGCCUGCUAAUCUCAAAGCUGCUC